Messenger RNA from Symbiodinium necroappetens, 322 nucleotides. Lineage: Eukaryota; Dinophyceae; Suessiales; Symbiodiniaceae. The record is from the annotation of a GenBank genome assembly.
GCGCGAAGCAUUAGAGAAAGGAAAAGAGGCCGGCAAAAAGGAGAGGCAACUUUGUAGAUUGCGCGAGCAGCAAAACUUGCUGGAUCAGCUCAAUGUGGACCUCACCUAUGCCGUUUGCCUGAACCUGGCCAUCCAGCACCAGGCGAACGACAACGACAACGAGGCGCUGACGAUCUAUACACAGAUCGUCAAGAACAAGCAGUAUCCGUUCAGCGGCCGAUUCCGAGUGAACAUGGGCAACAUCUACUUCAAGCAGGAGAAGUGGACAGCUGCAAUCAAGAUGUACCGGAUGGCUCUAGACCAAAUCCCGAACAACGUGCAG